This is a messenger RNA of Callorhinus ursinus (northern fur seal), 2727 nucleotides long. The record is from RefSeq and is a predicted model, not a curated record. Lineage: Eukaryota; Metazoa; Chordata; Mammalia; Carnivora; Otariidae.
UUUCUGUGUUCUGCUCAAUAAUUUUUGCCCUUUAAGGGCAAGAAUCCUGUCUUAUUUAUUAGAAUAUCUCCCCCCCCCCAAUGAUCAGGGUCUCUUGCACUUUGAUGCCCAGCAAAAGAUUGUGUAGAAUGAAUGCAAGGUACCACGAUAAUAGGAACAGUUAGCAUUUAAUGGCAGUGUCCUCUGUGUAAGACUGUGCUAAAAGAUUUGCGUUUAUUAGCUCAAGUAACUCCCCAAAACACCUAUGGUUUUUAUAAUCUCCAUCUUACAGAUGAGGGAAUUGAGGCUUAGAGAGGUUCUAUUGCUUCCCCAAGGCCACACUGUGAAAUGGUAGAGUUGGGAUUCAAACUCAUGUUCUUAAUCACUAUACCAUGUCUACUUAUAACAACAGAUACCGUCAAACGAGGUAUGCAUGUAAAAUGAUAAACACUGUGCCUGACGCAGAGUGAGUUUUUCAUUAUCAUGAUCAUUAUUUUAUCACCUGAAUAUGCACCAGGUUUGGUUUGGGCAUGGGACAUAUGUUUCUUCAGUUUUAUUCCAUAACAACUCCAUUUGCUCUUAGCAUCUCUAGCUCCUCCAUAAGGAAAAUGCAGUUCUGGGAGGUAGUAACUUGCCCGUGGAAAGUCUUCUAGACAAGUCAGAGCACAAAUAAGCCUGAGCAAAGAUGAAGAAUUUUCAGAAAAAUACACCCAGCGUCGCAGGCUGUGGUUCAGGGAAUUGCCAAGCAAGAAGCAAUCCAACAGAGACCACAUGCAACCAUCAAAACGCAAGCCACUGCCUCCCCUCCCACCCUCUGAGGUUACUGAAGAGAGGAUCCAAGUAAAGGCGCUGUAUGAUUUUCUGCCCAGAGAGCCGUGUGAUUUAGCAUUAAAGAGAUCAGAGGAGUACCUGAUAUUGGAGAAAUAUAACCCUCACUGGUGGAAGGCAAGAGACCGUUUGGGGAAUGAAGGCUUAAUCCCAAGCAACUAUGUGACCGAGAACAAACUAACCAAUUUAGAAAUAUAUGAGUGGUACCAUAGAAACAUUACCAGAAAUCAGGCAGAACGUAUUUUGAGACAAGAGUCUAAAGAAGGUGCGUUUAUUGUCAGAGAUUCAAGACAUUUGGGAUCCUACACAAUUUCUGUGUUUAUAAAAGCUAGAAGAAAUAUGGAGGCUACCAUCAAACAUUAUCAGAUUAAAAAGAAUGACUCAGGACAGUGGUACGUGGCUGAAAAACACCUCUUUCAAUCCAUCCCUGACUUGAUCUGGUAUCACCAGCAUAAUGCGGCAGGCCUCAUGAGCCGUCUCCGCUACCCAGUCGGACUGAUGGGCAGCUGUUUGCCAGCCACAGCUGGUUUUAGCUACGAAAAGUGGGAGAUAGAUCCUGCUGAGUUGGCUUUUGUAAAGGAGAUUGGAAGCGGUCAGUUUGGGGUGGUCCAUUUAGGUGAAUGGCGAGCGCACAUCCGGGUAGCUAUCAAGGCCAUCAGCGAAGGCUCCAUGUCCGAGGAGGAUUUCAUCGAAGAGGCUAAAGUGAUGAUGAGAUUGUCUCAUCCCAGGCUGGUCCAGCUCUAUGGAGUGUGCAUACAGCAGAAGCCACUGUACAUUGUGACCGAGUUUAUGGAGAACGGCUGCCUGCUGGACUAUCUCAGAGACAGAAGGGGAACGCUUACAAGGGAGAUGCUGCUGAGCAUGUGCCAGGAUACCUGUGAAGGGAUGGAGUAUCUGGAGAGGAACUGCUUCAUUCAUAGGGAUUUAGCAGCAAGGAAUUGUCUGGUCAGUGCUGCAAGUAUAGUGAAAAUAUCGGACUUUGGAAUGACGAGGUACGUUUUGGAUGAUGAAUAUAUCGGUUCUUCUGGAGCCAAGUUCCCAAUCAAGUGGUCCCCUCCUGAGGUUUUCCAUUUCAACAAGUACAGCAGCAAAUCUGACGUCUGGUCAUUUGGAGUUUUGAUGUGGGAAGUUUUCACGGAAGGAAAAAUGCCGUUUGAAAAUAAGUCAAAUUUGCAAGUUGUGGAAGCCAUUUCUAGAGGCUUCCGGCUGUACCGGCCUCCAUUGGCGCCGAUGUCCAUCUACGAAGUCAUGUAUGGCUGCUGGCACGAGAAGCCUAAAGGCCGCCCUACAUUUGCUGAGCUGCUGCAGGUUCUCACAGAGAUUGCAGAAACCUGGUGACCUGAGUGGAAUGCCAACCCAGAGGAUCAUCUUGCAAAAUUAUCACAAAAGGAAAUCCUGUGUGGGGUCACUGAUGAUGAACACCUUCCUUUAGAGUGGCUAACUCUUAGAAAGAGUGCAAAGAUCACAGGCUUUUCAAACUUUAAAAUUUAAGAAUAUUCUGGAAGUAAUUUUUCUACACGGAUAUUGGAGAGGGACUUCCAAACUCUCCUUUUUUCUGUACUGUCCUUCGUGUCCCAUUUGUGAAGAAGGGAAAAAUGCUCCAUAACCAUCUUCAUAGUGGCUGCUCUUCAUGAGAAUAGCCCUGAGAGCCGCUGAGGGUAUAUGAAAACUUGACCCAUUACAGAGCUGAGGAAAUAUCUUUUCUGAAGAGGAGUGACAUUCUUUACUUCAGGGACUCACUGAAAUAAAGAAAUUCGGCUAACUCAUGGAAUAAAGGAGCCUUCUCUGCAGAAUUUAAUGCUUCUGAGCUGUACAGAUCUUUAUGGAAAAUGCACCUUUACAAACCACAUGAAUGUGAACAUUCUUAAGCUGUCUUUUAUAAUCUUCCUUAUGUUAUUUAACAAAUUGGUUUUACACGUA